Molecule: messenger RNA, 1407 nt
Organism: Selaginella moellendorffii
Lineage: Eukaryota; Viridiplantae; Streptophyta; Lycopodiopsida; Selaginellales; Selaginellaceae
Product: glucan endo-1,3-alpha-glucosidase agn1
Exons: 1
Coding region: 1-1407 (468 amino acids)
Molecular function (GO): glucan endo-1,3-alpha-glucosidase activity
Source: RefSeq, a predicted model, not a curated record
AUGAGGGGUUUUCAGAAUGGCCUCAUCUCCCUGACAUUGCUCCUGCUGUCAUUCUGCUUCCAGUGUCAUGCCAAUCGUCCUGUCUUCGCUCACUACAUGCUCUACGCUCCUUCAGGUCCCGAUAAUCUGGAUGGCUACAAGGCCGAGAUUCAGUACGCCAAGUCCAAGGGGAUUGAUGCAUUUGCGCUCAACACAAAUAGCUGGGAGGACGUGUACAAGACCCGCGCUGACGGGAUCUACCAGGCUGCCGACGAGCUUGGCUUCAAAAUCUUCUUCUCGCUCGACAUGCACAGGGACAACACGCACCUCACUGCGGAGAAUGUCAAAGAGAUGAUUACCCGCUACUCGAGCAGGGCCAGCCAGUACUCCUAUAACGGUAAGCAGUUUGUAUCUACUUGGCUCGGCAACGAGGACACUGUGUUUGAUGGCUACUCCAACGCGCUUGAGGGCUGGAACAAGGCGGUGUUCGAUCAGAUUGGUGGACGUGACAAGUACUACUUUGUAACUUUCUUUCCAACCGGCGGUACCGAGCAGGAGGUGACCAGCAUGAUCAAUAAGUUCAACUCGCUGAUCGAUGGUCUUUAUGCCUGGGAUACUUCGGCUUGGCCUUAUUCCAGCGCGGACAACUUCAAUUCUCCUUCCAACGAUAAAGAUCAAGCGUAUCUUCGAGCUUGCAAGAACGCUGGGAAGUCGUAUAUGGCGAGCGUCAGCCCCUGGUUCUUCAAGCACGACGGAUGCUGCAACGAUGUCUGUACAACUCCGAAGGACCAGACCAGCUGUGGAUGCCAGGUGAAGGGGAACUAUCAGGGAUCCGGUCUCUGGAUAAAACGGUGGGAGCAGAUCAUAAAAGACCAACCAGAUUUUGUAGAAAUAGUUACCUGGAAUGACUGGGUCGAGAGGACCUAUGUUGCAAAAAUGAACAAUCCGAAUUGGGGACCUCAGCAGUCCAACGACCAGGACUUUCCUCACGAAGCGUUCCUGGAGCUGGGCUCGUACUACAUAAGCUGGUAUAAGACCGGGCAGCAGCCUUCAAUCACCGAUGACUCCGUCUUCAUCUUCUACUACUCGCAGAGCGCCAAAGUCACUGCGACGAACGAUCCUUGCAAGCCUCAGAACGCGAAUGUGUUGGAUGAUCGUGUUUAUGUGGUCACCAAGCUCAAGUCCCCAGCCAGCGUUGAGGUGCAGUCAGGAGGUUCAACACAGAGCUUUCCUGUUGAAGCAGGCGUGACGACUGUGUCCAUGCCGUUCCAAGAAGGCCAGCAAAGUGCCAAAGUGACGAGGGAUGGCGCACAAAUUCUUCAAGUUGUUGGAAGAAAGGGCAUCAGCAACAGCUUCUCAACAUAUGACUAUAAUGUGUACUCAGGCUUCAGUGCGCUGGUCCUUCCUGAGUUCCUGACUGCAGCAUAA